GCUGUUUUUUCAUUGCUCUACUAAAAUCCAAUUUUCUAAUAUAAAUCCAGUAUCAUUUGGAUUAUGUGUUAAUGAUACAUUUUCUAGAAAUCUAGAAAUUUCUUGAAUUGGCUAGUAGUGCGACUCAUUUUUCUCGAUUAUUCCAGGUGCUUCUAGGUGUACCCAACUCUCUACUUCACAAUGCCACGAGAAAUUAAAGAAAUCAAGGAUUUCCUGUUGAAGGCAAGAAGGAAAGAUGCAAAAUCUGUUAAAAUAAAGAAGAACGCUGAUAAUGUUAAGUUCAAGGUUCGGUGUUCACGAUUUUUAUAUACUCUUGUCAUCACAGACAAAGAAAAGGCCGAGAAACUAAAACAAUCAUUACCACCAGGUCUCCAAGUGAAGGAGGUAAAACGAAGUGAACGCAUGUAACUAAUAAAAUAAAAUAAUUUUUUAAACACA
Ceratina calcarata is the source of this 438-nucleotide messenger RNA. RefSeq names its product ribosomal protein L38 (gene RpL38). The record is from RefSeq and is a predicted model, not a curated record. Lineage: Eukaryota; Metazoa; Arthropoda; Insecta; Hymenoptera; Apidae. Gene Ontology annotation, molecular function: structural constituent of ribosome. Gene Ontology annotation, cellular component: cytosolic large ribosomal subunit; ribosome. The transcript has 4 exons. Gene Ontology annotation, biological process: translation; protein-RNA complex assembly. The coding region runs from base 181 to 408 and encodes 75 amino acids.